Molecule: messenger RNA, 2500 nt
Organism: Bufo gargarizans (Asiatic toad)
Lineage: Eukaryota; Metazoa; Chordata; Amphibia; Anura; Bufonidae
Gene: PTPN9
Product: protein tyrosine phosphatase non-receptor type 9
Exons: 13
Coding region: 231-1940 (569 amino acids)
Biological process (GO): protein dephosphorylation
Molecular function (GO): protein tyrosine phosphatase activity
Source: RefSeq, a predicted model, not a curated record
UUCCUUUUCCCCUCACCCCUGUUAGGAAAAUGUCCCGUUCACAUUAAAUCUACUGCAUGAGUCUUCCUGUAUUCGUUUCUCCAGCAGGGUGCUAGCCAUAGCUCGCCCAUAAAUCCUCUGCUUCCUCCAUUUGUUUGCAGCGUGAAGGUUUACAAGGGAGGCCUAGUGACCACAUAGGCCUCUUAGGAGCCCCAGCCUGUAGUAGCAACUGAGGAGGAAAGACUGAAGGCAUGGCACAAGCACUGACACAGGAGGAGGAACAGGCCACUCAGCGGUUCCUGCAAGAGAUGAAUGCCUGGACUUCCUUUCACUCAGUGCCCCCUCUCUCCUGGGAUGUUGCGGUGAAGUUUCUAAUGGCAAGAAAAUUUGACGUUGUCCGAGCAAUUGAACUUUUUCAUUCGUACAGGGAGACACGUCAGAGAGAAGGGAUCGUCAGACUAAACCCUCUGCAGGAGCCUUUGCUCUCUGAAUUGUUAAGUGGCAAGUUUACCGUGCUGAGUGUACGGGCCCCCACUGGCGCCUCCAUUGCCAUCUUCACUGCUAAACUUCACUUCCCAGCAAGAAAGCACAGCAGAGAGGUGCAGCACACGGUACUCCAAGCUCUUUUCUAUCUGUUGGACCGUGCGGUGGAGAGUGUCGACACACAGAGAAAUGGCCUGGUGUUUAUCUAUGAUAUGGGGGGCAGUCAGUACAGCAACUUUGAGCUGGAGUUAAGCAAGAAGAUCUUGAGCCUGCUGAGGGGUGCAUUUCCUGCUCGUCUAAAGAAAGUCUUGAUCGUCUCUCCUCCAGUCUGGUUCAGAGUUCCAUAUUCCAUCAUCAGUCUACUACUUAAAGAGAAGUUGAGAGAGAGGGUGCACAUGGUGAGCAUGAGUGAACUUCUUGAGCACUUGCCUCCACAGUCUCUUCCUGAGUCUCUAGGUGGCUUACUUCCAUGGGAUCCUGGUUCAUGGAACUGUCUUCUCCUCCCUGCCCGUGCGGGAAAACCAGAUCCUCUAGAUGAAGUGGUACUGGUACUGGCAGAUGGACAAAGAGGGAGUGUACAUAAACCAGUGGCUGAAAGCAUGACCUUGUCUCAGCUGCAGGAGCACACUAGCUCUUUGGGAAGACGAGGGAUCUAUGAGGAAUAUGAAGCGAUAAGAAAUGAACAGCCCGAGGGGACUUUCUCAGCUUCAUUGGCUGUUGUGAACCGUGAUCGCAAUCGUUAUGGAGAUGUUCCAUGUCUAGAUCAAACAAGAGUCAAAUUAAAACGUGUCAACUGGCAUGAUCGCUCGGACUAUAUAAAUGCCAGUUUUAUGGAUGGAUACUUACAGAAGAAUAUGUACAUUGGCACACAAGGACCUAUGGAAAAUACAUUCCAGGAUUUUUGGCAAAUGGUUUGGGAGCAGAAUGUGUUGGUUAUAGUCAUGACAACACGAGUUGAGGAGGGCGGUCAUCGAAAGUGUGGUCAGUACUGGCCUUUAUCACCAGGAUCUAUAGCUUUAUAUGGUGCUGUGACUGUCACAAACAAAGCUGCUGAGAACCACCAACAUUACAGAAAGACAACUCUGGACAUCAGCAGUCGGCAGGGUCGAGAGAAGAGACAGAUCAGUCAUUUGCAGUUCUUAAGCUGGCCAGACUUUGGGGUUCCCAGCUCUGCUGCUGCUCUUAUCAAUUUCAGAGACGCUGUAAAGAAGGAACAGAGAAGAUUGGUAAAUGAGCUAGGAAACCAAUGGAAAGAUCCUGCUGGCGGUCCUCCAAUUGUGGUACAUUGCAGCGCAGGAAUCGGAAGGACAGGUACUUUCUGUACAUUGGACAUUUGCUUGUCCCAAAUAGAAGAUGUAGGCACCUUGAACAUUCAGCAAACUGUGACAAGAAUGCGGAAACAGAGAGCACUGAGUAUACAGACUACAGAGCAGUAUUACUUCUGUCACAUGGCCAUCCUCGAACAUUUUGGCAGCUGAUACAAGUACCAUGCCAUGCUUAUUGGUGCAGCUUCCAGUGUCAAAGAAUCAAGGACCAACAUUAGGGGCUGAAGGCCUUCAUUACAUUUAGGUUCUACAAAGGCAGAUAAGAAGUCCCAGUCUUUGGCUCCUAUGUAAAGCAAUGGAAUUAUGCUAUUUGUAACCAGGAAUCACACAGUAUAAUACUCCAGGCACAAUUAAGGGUCCAUUCACAUGUCCGCAACUGAAUUGCGGAUCCGCAAAACAUGGACACUGGCCAUGUGCGUUCCGCAUUUUGCGGAUCGCACAUGGCUGGCACUAUAAUAGAAAUGCCUUUUCUUGUCCGUGUCUGCAGACAAGAAUAGGACAUGUUCUAUUUUUUUUGCUGUCUGCAACUUUUGCGGCCCCAUUGAAAAUGAAUGGGUCCGCGCCCGUUCUGCAAAGAUGCGGAACCAUUUUGCAGACUUGUGAAUGGACAUCUGUCAGGAGAGUUGUACCUAUGACACUGGCUGAUCGGUUACAUGUGCACUUGGCAGCUGAAGACAUCUGUGUUGGUCCCAUAUUUAUACGUGCCCACAUUG